Messenger RNA from Emiliania huxleyi CCMP1516, 465 nucleotides. RefSeq lists its product as hypothetical. The coding region runs from base 1 to 465 and encodes 154 amino acids. The transcript is spliced from 2 exons. The record is from RefSeq and is a predicted model, not a curated record. NCBI's taxonomy places the organism in Eukaryota, Haptophyta, Isochrysidales, Noelaerhabdaceae.
AUGCAAGGCAGUGGCGGCGUCUAUCGAGAGAUGCAGCAGGAGUAUAGCGCGUACGCUGCGCAGCAGGAUAGUACGCGCGACGCUGCACCGACCGCCGAUUCGAAUGAGUCGGACCGGCAGGCCUCCGCAAACGAUGCUGUCUCCACGUGGGCGCGCGAGGUUGAGCUUGCAGUGGCCCCUGUCCACUACCUGUGCGUGAGCGACGUCACCGACGGGCACCCGGCCGACGGUGCGCGGGACGGGCGCGCCUUGAGUGCGGGCGGGCGUGAGCUCAAAGUCCUCAUUGUUGCGUCCCGCUUCGGCGGCAUGAGGCAGCGAGAGAGGCAGCAGAUUGUGAAUGCGGUGCUGUCCGAGCACAUCGCCUCGGGCGCGUUGCACUCGGUGCAGAUGCGCUGCUGGGCGCCCGAGGAGUGGGAGGAGAAGGGCUCGCCCGUCAACCUCGGCCAUCCGGUGUACAGAGUAUAA